Messenger RNA from Psammomys obesus (fat sand rat), 1026 nucleotides. Its product is annotated as mastin-like. The record is from RefSeq and is a predicted model, not a curated record. Gene Ontology annotation, molecular function: serine-type endopeptidase activity. The transcript has 5 exons. Bases 70 to 1026 code for a protein of 318 amino acids. NCBI's taxonomy places the organism in Eukaryota, Metazoa, Chordata, Mammalia, Rodentia, Muridae. Gene Ontology annotation, biological process: proteolysis.
UCCAUUAGCACCUCUGCCCUUAGGUCUCCUAGCUGCAGAAGCCAGUGUUUGGGCCCGGAGAUAUUUGAUAUGUGCUUCAGGAUGCUGUGGCUGCUGUUCCUCACUCUCCCCUGUCUGGGGAGCACAACGCCUGUGACUCCUGACCUUGGCUCAGGACAGGAGUUGGCAGGCAUCGUCGGGGGCUGCCCUGUCUCAGACAGCCGGUUCCCGUGGCAGGUCAGCCUGAGGUUCUACAAUAUGAAGCAGGACAGAUGGGAGCACAUCUGUGGGGGCUCCCUCAUCCACCCACAGUGGGUGCUGACUGCUGCUCACUGUGUGCAGCCGAAAGAGCUGGAGGCCUGUGGCUUUAGAGUCCAAGUUGGACAGCUGAGGCUCUAUGAAAACAACCAACUGAUGAAAGUGGUCCGGAUCAUCCGACACCCCAAGUUCAAUGAGAGGCUGUCUGCCCAAGGGGGUGCAGACAUUGCUCUGCUGAAACUGGACACCCCAGUUGUGCUGUCUGAGCAUGUCUACCCCGUGUCCCUCCCUGCCGCCUCCCAGAGAGUCUCCUCGAGCAAGAUCUGCUGGGUGGCCGGCUGGGGUGUCAUCGAGAACGACAUGUCGCUGCCCCCACCCUACCACCUGAGGGAAGUGGCCGUCCCCAUUGUGGGAAACAGUGACUGUGAGCACAAGUACCAGGCUGAUCCUUUCUUGGCCAGCAAAUCCAGGAUCAUCAGAGAUGACAUGCUUUGUGCUGGCAUGGCGGGCCGGGACUCCUGCCAGGAGGACUCCGGAGGCCCCUUGGUGUGCAGGUGGAACUGUUCCUGGGUCCAGGUGGGUGUGGUCAGCUGGGGCAAAGGCUGUGGACUUCCUGACUUCCCUGGUGUAUACACCCGUGUGACGAGCUACCUGUCUUGGAUUCAUUGCUACGUUCCCACGUUCGCGGAACCCUCAGUGGGGCCAGAUGGAAUUCAUACAACAGAGGAGACCCCUGCCACUCCUGUUGACCUCCCCAUUUCUCCAGCUAGUCCAGUAUCACCUUCUUAA